Messenger RNA from Neogale vison (American mink), 1617 nucleotides. Its product is annotated as serpin B8-like. The record is from RefSeq and is a predicted model, not a curated record. Gene Ontology annotation, molecular function: serine-type endopeptidase inhibitor activity. NCBI's taxonomy places the organism in Eukaryota, Metazoa, Chordata, Mammalia, Carnivora, Mustelidae. The transcript is spliced from 8 exons. Gene Ontology annotation, cellular component: cytoplasm. The coding region runs from base 269 to 1534 and encodes 421 amino acids. Gene Ontology annotation, biological process: negative regulation of endopeptidase activity.
GGCUCUGAGUCACCCGCCGGAAGCCUCGCCCGGGAUCAAAGCCGCCGGGAAGCUGCGAGCAGCAAGCUGGAGCCGCCGCCGCCGCCGCCGGAGCCGGAAUCUCCCAGAUUCACUUUUGGAGGUGUCCGUGGGAAGGCGGAGUGGAGCACGGAGACCACAGGCGGUCGGGGCGCCAGGAGGACGGCAGUGUCUCUUCCUUGGAAGCAGAAGGCUUUGCUUUUGCUGCCGACUCUUCUGCUCUUACCGUGAGAGCCUUGGACGGUCUUUAAUGAUCCGGACUUCUCUCACCACUAAAAGAAAAACUAGUUUAGUGCCAAUUCAUUUUAUAGGCUGGAAAUCAAACCUUUCCACAUUGCUGUGUUUUUAUGACACAGUGGGAUGGUGUACUGGUAUCCAGAGACCUCCCCUCAUGGACGAUCUCUAUGAAGCAAAUGGCAGUUUUGCCAUCAGCUUAUUGAAAAUGUUGGGUGAAGAGGACAGCUCCCGAAAUGUGUUCUUCUCCCCUCUGAGCAUCUCCUCAGCCCUGGCCAUGGUCUUCAUGGGGGCCAAAGGAAACACCGCUGCGCAGAUGUCCCAGGCGCUUUGUUUGAACAGAGGCGGAGAAAUUCACCAAGGUUUCCGGUCCCUUCUCAAGGAGGUUAACAAGUCUGGCACUCAGUACUUGCUCAGAACUGCCAACAGACUCUUCGGAGAGAAGACGUGUGAUUUCCUUCCUGCCUUCCGGGAAUCCUGUCAGGAGUUCUUCCAGGCCGAGCUGGAGGAGCUGCCGUUCGCUGAAGACACAGAGGCGAGCAGGAGACACAUCAACGACUGGGUGGCCGAGAAGACGGAAGGUAAGAUUUCAGAGAUCCUGGGUGCUGGGACUGUGGAUCCACUGACUAAGCUGGUUCUCGUGAAUGCCAUCUAUUUCAAAGGAAAGUGGAACGAGCAGUUUGACAGAAAGCACACAAGGGGAAUGCCCUUUAAAGUCAACCAGGAGAAAAAGACGGUGCAGAUGAUGUUCAAGCAAGCUAAAUUUAAAACGGGGUACGUGGCUGAGGCGCACACACAGGUGCUGGAGCUGCCCUACGCGGGGCAGGAGCUCAGCUUGGUGGUUCUUCUGCCGGAUGACGACACUGAGCUCGCCGUGGUGGAAAAAGCACUUACAUAUGAGAAGUUCAGAGACUGGACAAAUCCAGAGAAGAUGACUAAGGAUAAAGUUCAAGUUUUCCUUCCCCGAUUGAAGCUGGAGGAGAGUUACGACUUAGAAUCUUUUCUUCGAAGUUUAGGUAUGACUGAUGCAUUUGAGGAAGCCAAGGCAGACUUUUCCGGAAUGUCAGCUAAGAAGAAUGUGCCCGUGUCCAAGGUGGCACACAAGUGCUUCGUAGAGGUGAACGAGGAGGGCACGGAGGCGGCGGGGGCCACAGCCGUGGUCAGGAACGCUCGGAGCAUCAGACCCGAACCAAGAUUUUGUGCAGACCACCCUUUCCUUUUCUUCAUCACACACCGCAGCACCAGCAGCAUUUUGUUCUGUGGCAGGUUCUGCUCUCCAUAGGGAGGUGCAGGAUGUGCUGGAUGUGAGGGCGAUCUGGCUGCGACAUCUGUCACCCCAUUGAUCGCCAGGGUUGAUUCGGCUGA